Messenger RNA from Asterias rubens (European starfish), 2664 nucleotides. Its product is annotated as 26S proteasome non-ATPase regulatory subunit 10-like. Gene Ontology annotation, biological process: positive regulation of transcription by RNA polymerase II. Gene Ontology annotation, cellular component: nucleus. The record is from RefSeq and is a predicted model, not a curated record. Gene Ontology annotation, molecular function: transcription cis-regulatory region binding; protein binding. The coding region runs from base 170 to 841 and encodes 223 amino acids. The transcript has 6 exons. NCBI's taxonomy places the organism in Eukaryota, Metazoa, Echinodermata, Asteroidea, Forcipulatida, Asteriidae.
UUUAAUGAUUGGUAAUUGAAAAGAAUUAAUCACAUUUGUCUUAAUUUUUUGGGGGUGCAUCAUUUACCUCUAAUUUUGUCUUCUGCAUUCUCUGGCCCUACGCAUUGACACUGCGUCGUGUGCUUGUUGUUGUUGUUGUUUAGAAAUUGUCUGAAAGUUGUCCUAAAGUAUGUCAGAUUUAGAGAUUUGUCGUUUAGCAUACGAAGGAGAUCUUCGGGCAUUGACGGAACAAGUUGAAGCCGACAAGAGCAUUAUCAAUAAAUUGGAUAAGAGUGAGAGAACAGCACUUCACUGGGCUGCAUCAGGGAAACGCAUUGAUGUUGUUCGGUAUAUCCUGGAGCUGAAACCAGCUGUCAAUGUUAACAUCAGAGAUGAUAGUAACUGGACACCACUUCACAUUGCCGCCUCUGUCGGCCAAGAAGACAUUGUGACUGUUUUAGUCAGCAAGGGGGCAGAGGUCAACUCGGCCAAUAGUACAGGUCAGACACCGUUACACUAUGCCGCAUCCAGGGACAGGCAGAAAGUCGCUGAGAUUCUACUUGAGCAUGGUGCCGAUACUAACAUAGCGGAACGGGUAGGGGCGACCCCCAUGCACAGAGCAGCCUCAAAGGGAAAUCUGGAGAUUGUCAAACUCUUACUAAACUACAACUGCCGACUGGAUCAACAGGACUGUGUGGGAAAUACAGCACUACACAUGGCGUGUGAGGAAGACAGAGUGAAAGAAGCUACCGUACUAGUUCAGCAUGGUGCUUCAUUACACAUAACCAACAAAGAGGAGCAGACGCCGUUAGAUCUUGCUCAGGUUGGACUGGCGAGUACGUUGUCCAGGCUUAAAGAAUGAAGAUAUUCUCGCUCAUCUUCUGAUCAUGGUAUUCUGUAUGCAGAGCAUGACCAUAGUACGGAUUAGGUUUCCGAGGUGUGGCUUUGGUGUUUGAGAAAAACAAUGUUAAAGCCAGUUUGACUGUUGAGUUGAUGUUGAACACUGUGCCAAGGUUUUUUAAAUUGACGCUGCUCUAAUGCUAAAAGCUAUUCAGCCUCGACGCUAUGGACCAUGCAAGGGAUGUGAUUUGACAAAUGUGAACAUUCUUGAAAAACAGCUGAAGGCUGGCCUGGUUUUCCCUUAUUCUAGACCAAGAACUUUCCAGAUGUUACAAUUCAGGAGGUGUAUAGACUCGAUGCAUUACUAAAACAUUACAGGUACAAAAUGUAUAGACACAAUUUCAUUCUCCCUUUGGUGACUAAAUGCUUAUUUCAACAACAAUUUUUAAAGAAGAGAUUUUGAGAAAACCCUGAGAAAUCACAUGCCUGCUAUUUAUCUGUCACUCUCCCAACUCCUGGCACGAAAAAACUUGAAUAAUACACAAAUGCAGAUUGGCUCAAAUGAAUGUUGCUCUUUGUAAUCGUGUUGAGAUGUUUCAAAAGUUGUCAUUCGAACAUAGACACUUUUUAACACAUUGUAUGGUUAUUGGGUUGUAGUGAAGAAACCAUGUCCAUACAUGUAGGUCUGAUUCAAGCUUGUCAAUAUGAGUUAUUGAAGAAUUGAUAUAUUGGUAAUACAAUUACUUCAAUGAUACCAUUGGUCAAUAGACCGAUCCAGUAGGCUCCGCCCACGGAGCACAUGUGAGCCAGAACACAUGAGUCUCUCCAAUGCCAUUCUGCACAGUCCUGUCGCGCAUGCCAAGCAUACACGCACGCAUGUCAGACUUUAUUUGUCAGACUUUUGGUUGUACAAUGGGUUGUGAUUGGUCAAUACGCAAUGGGUUGGACCUUAAUGGAUCGGUCUAUUGAUUACAAAUCAUAUCAGUUAAAUGAUCAGUUGAUUGUUUGAUAAUACUAUUACUUCAUUGAUGUUAUUGGACAAUUAGGACCUACCGUUCAUAUCAGUUUACCUCCUUGCACUAACAUCACACAAGACUAUUGUCUGCCACUCUCACCAUUUGGUGUCAAAUUGUACUUACAAAUUAUGGUAAGCCGGAUGUGUAGCCUAAAAUGCACACUAAACUCAAUAGUGCUCUUAAAAUGGUGCAACCAAGAUUAUUGCAGUGAUGAUUAAGUCAGGUGAAUUGGGUCAAUACAAAGGACAAUAGUUUGGUUUGGGUGAAGUAAGAAUUAAAACCAAGAACUUGUCCUUUUAUGUACUGCCCCAAAACCGGGAGGUUAAAAGAACUUGUCCAGCUGUAUAUCCCAGGCUACUUUUGUUUGACCAUUUCACUGACUUUUUUUUCAUUCCUACCGAACCAUAAACCAACAUCAUUCUUCAGUCUAUUCUACAUAUCAUCAAUUAUUUAAAUAAGUUAACACUUUGCUCAAUUUCUUGUCAAAACAACUUGUAUACUGUUAUUGGUCCUCGUUUGGCAUAUUUAUGUACACAGUUUUAUAGCUAAAUGGAUAUAUAUAUAUAUUCUUCACAAGAAUAAAAGCUAAAAUUGUACAUUCUGGAAUGUGAAGUGUUUGGAAUUUUUGUUAAAAAAAUAAAUGAAGGCCAGUAUUAUGAACAACUUUUCCGGAAUUUGACUUGAUUUAUAGUCCGUUUACUCAAGGUUUUAUUUUAAAACCUACGUCUGUCACAGAUACUGUGUUGUGAGACCUGUCGUCGAUUUCACAAAGAGUUAGGACGAGUAACUCGUCUUAACUUAGGAUUAAUCUUAAGGUCUGCAUGCUACA